Messenger RNA from Nannochloropsis gaditana CCMP526, 1926 nucleotides. RefSeq lists its product as uncharacterized. The transcript has 2 exons. The record is from RefSeq and is a predicted model, not a curated record. The coding region runs from base 15 to 1616 and encodes 533 amino acids.
ACAGGCAAGACACCAUGGGGGGAAGGUGUUCCCGGUUGCCCGACGAGCAAAUCAACACGCCACAGGUUCCGCGCUCGAGUCGUAUCAAAGAGGACUGUCCUAUUCACGGCAAGAACGGGUUCAUUGCCAGAUCCUCGAGUGGCGACAAUGUUGUGGACGAGGAAGACCGACAGUCAAGCCACGCACGAAAACAAGAUGUGCUGCAGAAAACCAGGCUCCCCUUGCGAAGGGCCUUCAGGUCUCGUACAACCAACAAGAUAAGCGGGAAGGCGGAGAUCAGCCUGCUCCGACCUGCCCACCUGUACGCUGCCGGGGAUGUGGCCGCAUUGCAAGUGGAAGUACAAGUCCCUAUCCACAAGUCUUUCGAGCCGGGAACGAAGGUUUUCAUGCCCGAUAACGGGUACUGGAAGGAAAGCUCUGUCUCUGUGCCCGAUGGCUUGUCCCCGGGGGACGUCGUCACGGUGGAAUUAUUGGCGGAACCGAAACGUUCCAAAAUGACGUUAAAGGACGUCAAAGCCGACAUCGAGCUCCGGGUGACGGGUCCCAGCGUGACUCCUGGCGGACCAGAGAUGAUCAUUUUGCGGCAAUACGUCGCCUUUGACGGUAUUGAUUUUGCGGGAGACUUGUUUCCCAUCCCGCUUUCCCCCUCCUUGGGAACCGCCCCUUUACUUCUGUACAUUCUGGGGGCGGAGCAGGCGGGCAAAACCACCUUUGUCGAGAGCCUGCGCAACGUUUUGGCUUCGGCAGAAACGGACAUGCCCCCCCCUCAGACCUCGAUAGUACCGACCACCGAGAUCACUCGCCUCGAGCUCAAUGCGGAAGCGAUCAGUCCUCGUUUCCGGGCGCCUCUGACGGCCCGUGUGACAGAGAUCCCAUCCUCCAUGGUCCUGGCUCCCACGGACGCAGACAAAGCUUCCAUGGAACGCCUCUUGCCUGCGGGGCAUGGGGCGCUGGUCUUCGUGGCGGCCGACGAGGUGGAGACGGCGCCUGCCAAGAUGGCUGGCCUUCAAGCUUCGAUUCAACAGCUCAAGGCGCAAAAUUUCAACCCCCUGGUGGUCCUGACCCGCAUGGACAAAGUAGAGCCCCUGGUUGCGGCGGAUCCCUUUAAUUGGUCCCUGAAAAAAGUCUCCCACGUGCGUCGGCGCGCGAGCCAAUGUCUGGGGGUCUCCUGGGCCAAUACUCUGGUCUUUGUCCCCUAUGCCGCCCCUCGCCCGGCCAUGCGGCCAGAGGUGGCAAAAGCGAGCAUGCGCACCGACGUGAUUAUCAAGGGGAAGAAAGCGUCCUCGAUCUUGGACAUGAGGGAGGAUACGGUCCGGGAGGAAGGGAUGGAGCGGUCCUUUGCCAUCGACAAAUUGGUGCUUUUCAUCGCCAAGGCGGGUUUGGAAGUGGCCCAAGAGAAAAUGGAAGGCAGGGUGAGAAGAAGCAGUAGCGCUGGGAGCGCAGGUUUGGGGACCUGGACGGGGGGACGGAUCACUGCGACGCCCAAGACGGACAUGUCCAUGACCAAGACGGCGCCCUCCGAUGCUAUGCUUGCGACGCGGCAACAGACGGUAGAAUUGGACGGCUCCUUCUCCUCCAACUUCCCGACACUGUCUGCCAGUACCCCUCAGCCAUAACUGUGGGGAAAAUAUUGCCUUUGUUGCGUAAAAAUUGUGUCCUGCGUAAGCUGGAACAUCGUAGUAUGCCAAACGAUAUUCGUAUUCGCAUGAACGGUAUACCGUGGGACUGGGGCACCAUCUUUGAAGAAUGGGGAUUCUGUUCACCUAAACUGUAGGAUCAUUGACAUGGGGAUGGGAUCAACUGAAAGCUCCAAGGUUUUGAUUGAGAGAGAUUAUGAAGUGAUGAAUGCCGACCACGCGGGAGCAACGUAGAGGCGGACCUCUGGGGAGGUUGUCAAAACAAAAAAUGAAGCGCUUCAUCGACAUC